CGCCUCUUGCGGCCGGCGACCUCGCGGCGACGAUGCAGCUCGAGGCGGAGGAGGAGCUGCGGUACGUGCGGCUUGCGAUCGAGGAGCUGUCCCGCCGGCUGACGGCGUGGGCCGCGCCACCCGAGGAGCACAAGCGGCGCGAGGAGCGAAACAGCCGUUCCCCGCGCGUCUCUGGCUCCGGCGUGUCGGAGAGCGAGGGAGAGGGCGAGGGCGAGGGCGAGGGCGAGGGGCCGCACGCGCUGCAGGAGGCGAGCGGCAGCGCGACGUUUGCAGACCCGCUCAGCGCGCGGAUGCUGCUGCAGCAGUUUGGGUCGUGGAGGGCGGUGCCGGAGGAGGUGGGGGCGACAGUCACAGAGGUGCGUGCGGUGCGGCAGGAUGAGGCGACCCGGCGGCGGUACAAGGGGACGGCGCACUUGCCAGACGGCGCCGCGUCCCGUCUCUCGCCCGUCGCUCAUUAUUGGAGGACGUAGUCUCACAGCAGUUGUUUUAGCUCUGUUGUUCUAGGCGCCACAGUUUGGCUAGAAACCAUCGGUUAUUCAGUGCGUAGUGCUCGUCAAUCACCAUCGUUAUUAACAGGCGCCACACUUUGGCUCGCCCCUCACCGUGUUCACAAGUAUCAUAGUUCAUCACCAUCGUUAUUAACAGGCGCC
Molecule: messenger RNA, 650 nt
Organism: Emiliania huxleyi CCMP1516
Lineage: Eukaryota; Haptophyta; Isochrysidales; Noelaerhabdaceae
Exons: 5
Coding region: 33-470 (145 amino acids)
Biological process (GO): positive regulation of transcription by RNA polymerase II
Molecular function (GO): transcription cis-regulatory region binding
Source: RefSeq, a predicted model, not a curated record